AUGGAGCCCCAUGUGAUGGCCGCUCUCGACCUGAGCGCACACCCCCUUCAUCAACAGCAACAACACUUUCAACCUCCACAGCGCAACGACCAAGAUAUCCACGACUACAGCAUCGGAUCGAGUCCGCUUGCGCGAUACCCCGGCACGCUGCCUCACCAUGACCUCGACCUGGACAUGCCACAAGCCGCCGAGCACGCCUCGUCAAGGUUGCCUACCCCUGAGGCAAAGCACAAGAGAGCCCCCAGAGCUUGUGAAGCCAUCUUUCUCGCAAAGGGGCAGCAUAGUAACGCCAGGAACGAGCGCCAUCCCCGACCUCGUGACCGCACAACCAAGCCUGGCAACAAGCGCAACACCGCCCAGCGACGACGGUCCAACUGGGAGUACGACCAGGCUGUGAACACUUGGCUGAGUGCAGACGACAUUUGGAACUUGCUGCCGCCCGUGGAGGACAUGGUGGAGGCCGUUCACAAGUUCACAACUCAUUAUUUCCAGCUCGGAUUCACCCACAAGGACCAGUAUCCGCGAAGCAUCGGCAAGCAACGAGGUGCGGAGCAUCUCUUCCUCCUCCUCAGCAUUCUCAGCGUUUCGGCACGGUUGAGUCCGGCACUGGUCAAGCGCUAUGGUACGGGGGACGGUGCCGUGGAGUUCUUCAAAGAGAAGGCGGCCAAGAUGGCAGAUGCGCGUUAUAAGCACAUCAGCCUGGAGGAUUGCCAAGCCUUCUACCUUCUGAGCAUCGCCCAGCAUGGCGAUGGCGAACAAAACGACAGCCAUCGCAAUCUGGGCCUCGCCAUUCACAAGGCCACUGGCUUACGUCUUCAUCGAGAAGAGCAUCUGAGUCUACAUUCCGACGCCGCGCCAGGUGAUGUUAUACGCAAGGAAUCGGCUCGACGAACCUUUUGGAUGCUGCACAGUCAAGACAGUCUUCAUUCCGGCCAAGAUUCGCCCAAAUCAUUCUGCGAGAUUGACAUUACGGCACUGCUGCCCGGCGAUGAGGCGUCCUUCUCGGCGGGAAAGAUCCCAGAAACCCGCGCCGCCCUUCAGGAUACAGUCCCGGGUUGUAACAAGUCGCUCGUGAAUAAUCCCAACCGAUCGCUCUUCGCAACGCAGAUCCAAGUCUACCAUUGGUGGGGCAAGGUCAGGCGAAGGGCGACAACAUACUCCCUGGCAUCGGCCUCAGAGGGCGAGACUGCCAAGAUGAUAAACCAGCUGGCGGACUGGGAGCUACGUCUCCCACCUCAGCACAAAUGGGACGCCCAGAUUCACCGUCAGAUGAAGGCAGAGAGGUUGGAUCUUGCCUAUAUCGGCGUGACCAUGAUGGUCCGCGCCUGCAAUAUCGUCAUUCGAAGAUCCUUCCUUCAAAGCAUGGUCCACCACUAUACUCCGCAGUCGCAGGAUGUGCAGGUCUACUGUCAAACGCGCGUAGACGAACUCUUUGACAAUGUGUUUGACCUCUACGGGCAGGUCGAGGCCCUAUUUACUGGCCGACGAGCCGACGAGAAGAUUGGCUACCACAUGGCCGGCUUCUGCGUGUAUCUAUGUGGCCUGCACGUAGCCUACAUAUGCAAGUACCAUCACCUCUACUCGGACCGCGCCUCCGUCGGACGCGCACCCCUCAUGCUCGCGUUCACGCGGUCCGUCUUGCAAGAGUGCGAGCCCAUCUGGCCGUUUGCGAAACAGUGGUCAGCCUCCCUCGACGCCGCUGCUCAAGACCCGUCGGCCGCAGAAGGCCAUCCCGUAGCCAAGCAGAUCAAACCCGAGCCGUGCGUCCCGGGCAGCGAGGCUGCCAUGUCGACCACAGAGAGCACAGCCCCUCUUGUAUCUCAACCCUCCCAUCUCCAGACACCGCAAGAAGACGUCGCCUCGUCCUUCUCCAGCUCUGCAGCAGGCUACGCGUCAUUCUUCAACGCGGGACCUCCCGUCACUUAUCCUUCAAGUACCUUUCUGCUACAGCACGACUCGGGUGUUUUGCAGCCGUACUUCCCACCCGCGUCGCCACAGCAGCAGCAGCAGAAUGGCCUCAAUAUGCUCGCACUAGCUUCACAGUCGCCCACCCAAGGCCCCUCUGCCCGUCCACAGCAGCAGCCGCCAUUCGUCAUGGCACCACAGUCACAAUUUCACGAUUACGUGCCUCCUUAUGACAUGGCCACGGCUUCCGCCGUAGCUGCUGCCACGGGGGAAGUGCCGUAUCUCCCAGAGCACCACCACCAGCAACAGCAUGCCCACACGGCAUAUCAUCAGCUGGAGCCUGUUUCAGAUGGCUUUGAUCAGCAGCUGGCGUCCUAUAUCAAGGGCACGUCCACCGACUGGACUGACGCACAGCACCCGCUCCCGGUAUGGGUCAAUUCUCAACAAUAG
This is a messenger RNA of Emericellopsis cladophorae, 2355 nucleotides long. RefSeq names its product putative transcriptional regulatory protein -like protein. Gene Ontology annotation, biological process: DNA-templated transcription. The record is from RefSeq and is a predicted model, not a curated record. Gene Ontology annotation, cellular component: nucleus. The transcript has 7 exons. Gene Ontology annotation, molecular function: zinc ion binding; DNA binding. The coding region runs from base 1 to 2355 and encodes 784 amino acids. NCBI's taxonomy places the organism in Eukaryota, Fungi, Ascomycota, Sordariomycetes, Hypocreales, Bionectriaceae.